This is a messenger RNA of Calliphora vicina (urban bluebottle blowfly), 999 nucleotides long. Its product is annotated as heat shock protein 27-like. NCBI's taxonomy places the organism in Eukaryota, Metazoa, Arthropoda, Insecta, Diptera, Calliphoridae. Bases 54 to 740 code for a protein of 228 amino acids. Gene Ontology annotation, cellular component: cytoplasm; nucleus. The record is from RefSeq and is a predicted model, not a curated record. The transcript has a single exon. Gene Ontology annotation, biological process: response to heat; protein refolding.
UUAUUAUUCCAAUUGAAAUAAAAAAGAAAAAAAACAAAGAAAAGUAAUUGAAGAUGUCUCUGGUACCAUUAUUAAUGAAUUUGGCUCGUGGUUUGGAUGGCGAUUGCCAUCAUGGUCUGGUAGACGAUUGGGAUCGUUUGUUGGAUGAUGAUUUUGGUUUUGGCAUAAAUCCUGCCGAUAUUUUCCGUCCACGUUUGGCUACAGCCUCGAGCCAUCAUCAGCAUCUAUUGCCUAGACGUUCUUCAUUGUACGCACCAUAUUUGGUUGGCAGACGCCAGCGUCAGCAACGUGAUAGAACUGACUCAACAUCUGGUAGCUCUGCUUUAGUGCCUACCAUUGGCAAAGAUGGCUUUCAAGUGUGCAUGGAUGUUUCACAAUUCAAGCCCAGUGAGUUGACUGUGAAAACCGUAGAUAAUACUGUAAUUGUCGAAGGCAAACAUGAGGAGCGUGAGGAUGAUCAUGGCCUUAUACAACGUCAUUUUGUACGCAAAUAUUCGCUGCCAAAAGAUUAUGAUGCUAAAGAUGUGGUCUCGACCAUUUCAUCCGAUGGGGUUCUUACCGUUAAAGCUUCUCCACCACCCAAUAAAACCAUUGCUGGCAAUGAACGUGUCGUCCAAAUUCAACAAACUGGCCCGGCUCAUUUGAAUGUGAAGCAACCGGAUCAGGCUCAUGCUAUCAAGCUGCAGCAGGCUCAGUCUAAUGGUGCUGCUGCCGGGGAAAAGGCUGAAGCUGCCAAAUAAAGAUCAACCAUUCAAUUGUAUUGAACAAAUUAAAAUUACCUUUUAAGUGAUUUAUGAUCUAUUCCGUUUAUUUUUCGUUCGUAGAUGUUUAGAGUUGCUCAUGGAUUCUUUUUAAUUUUUAUUCAUUCAUUUCAUUACAUUUUAAGUUUUUCUAUGUUUUUUUAUUCUCAUUUAUGCUACUGUGUAGUUUAAUGAUUCCAAUAUGUACUGAAUUAUAUUUAAAAAUAAAUCUUUUGUAUCUUUAUAUUAACUUGGAUAA